AUGCGUUUGUUUGUCUCUCCAGCACAGCAUCAUGUCAAGUGUCCGACUGAGACGAUCCAGGCAGAAGAAGGUGAUGAUGUUACACUUAGGUUUGAUCUGGAUCCCCGGGUCAACCUGGAGGAUUAUACACUGGACGUUAGGAGAACUGACCUCGACGAGGUCGUCCACGUCUAUCGACAUGGAAAGGACCACACUGAUCCACAGACGGAGCGAUACAGAGACAGAACAACUCUCAUCCAUGAAGACCUGAGCAGAGGAAUCGUGACACUGCAGAUCUCCUCAGUUCAGCUGAAGGACAGUGGACCGUACCAGUGUUUUGUCCCAGGGCUGAGAGCUGGUUGUACCACUGUCCUUAAUGUUGUGAAAAAAGUCCAACACAACAAGACGAGGACAGAUGAUGUCAUGACCACCACCUCGCCACCAAACCCUGAUGCUCAGACGGUGAAUGUUGGUGCCGUUGUUGGUGGAUUUCUCGGUGCUGUUGGCGUUCUUGGUUUUCUCUGCGCUCCUAUCGGAGUUCUGGUGAAACGUGGAACAAUCAAGGUUUGCAAGAGGACGCGCGGGGUAGCGGCGGCGCCUGAAGCAGUCGUGAUGCUGAGGCUCAAAGUGGCAGGCGGGGGUGACGACCUGCACGGCGCUGAGAAGCGAACCAGCUGAAGUGUCACCUGGACCCAGACAGAGAAUCCAUCCAAGCUCCUGGUUAACAACAGGAAUUCUUGAGUAUUCGCUUCCAGAUCAGCUGAUCGGUUCAAUCCGCUCUGACGUGAUCAACCAGUUUUAAUCCAGAACGAUGAAUGUGAGCAGAAGUGAAAUUCAACUAAAUAUAAAUGUAAUUAUUCAUAUUGUAAAUAUAUUUAUUCAGCUGUAACCUGAUGAGGGACAAAGUUCUGCUGCUCUCAGGAUGAAAACAGCCUCAUGAAUUUGGUGAUUUGCGGUUGAAAGAGCGUCUAGCUCAAAAACUUUUGAUUAUCUAUUUUACAUUAUCAUUUAAUGACUGUAUUUCAACACGUAGUAAAUCUCACUUUUAAAUGUUUUUAAAAGUAUUUCAGAUUCACUGCCAUCAUCCUCUGAAAUAUCACAUCAUCCUCAAUAUGAUCAAUAACAGAUCAUGAGACAUGAUUCCUCACUGAUCACAGCCUCGUGUCUAAAGCUUCACACAGUAUUUAUUGACAGUGCUGAAUGUUCAGAAAAUGUUUCAGUGCUUUAAUCUCCCAGAGUGACUUCCUGCAAAAUAAUGUUCUCCGAUCAGUUUUCUGAAACAAACUUCCCGAUGACUGAUCAGCUGUGUGCAUUAGAAAUUAAACUAAGCUGUGUUUUCUGUUAUGUGUGUGUGUGUG
This is a messenger RNA of Seriola dumerili (greater amberjack), 1337 nucleotides long. RefSeq names its product butyrophilin subfamily 2 member A1-like. The transcript is spliced from 4 exons. The record is from RefSeq and is a predicted model, not a curated record. Bases 1 to 657 code for a protein of 218 amino acids. Lineage: Eukaryota; Metazoa; Chordata; Actinopteri; Carangiformes; Carangidae.